Molecule: messenger RNA, 1811 nt
Organism: Micropterus dolomieu (smallmouth bass)
Lineage: Eukaryota; Metazoa; Chordata; Actinopteri; Centrarchiformes; Centrarchidae
Gene: c1qtnf13
Product: C1q and TNF related 13
Exons: 2
Coding region: 335-1435 (366 amino acids)
Molecular function (GO): protein binding
Source: RefSeq, a predicted model, not a curated record
UAUGCAAUCUGUAAUUAAACAUGCAAAAACACCACUAUAGAUAUUUGGUGGUUUUACUGGCUGCUUUAAAGUAGCUCCAACCACAAAAUGUAGAAGAACAGUUACAAUCUGUAGGUGCAUGUUUUCUUAAUUUUGUUAUAGGGGAUGGGCUCACCUCUUCGUACACCUCCCUGACGGCGGCCCCACAGGGCUCCUCCUCAGGCUCCAUUCCUCCUCCUGGCACGAUCCAUUGCUCUGGAUGUCGACUGCUGCUCACCAGUAGCACCUGCCAAGGAGAAAGGUCUUCGUCAGGUGUCUGCUGCCGAACCUGCGGUGCCAAAAACACGGCAACGGCAUGCCCAGGUUCAGAGUCCGGCACUGCUCUCAGUGGAGAGCACACUGCUACCUGGCAUGUUUAGUUAUCAUGACUGCCUGCUCUGGACCGGUUUCACCCCUUCAUGCUCCUCCAGUGACAACAGGUCUCCGGUCUGCUUUCUCUGCCACACAAACCAACAGCAUAGUGGGAGGCAAGCAGAAGGCAGUGACAUUCAACAGACUCGUGGUCAACGUAGGGGGGGAUUUCAAUCCAGACUCCGGUCACUUCCGAUGCCGCAUCCCUGGGGCUUACUACUUCUCCUUCUCCGUGGGGAAAUUUCCAAAGAAAAUGCUCUCUGUGAUGCUGGUGAAGAAUGGAGAGGAGGUACAGGCUAUAGCAUAUGACGACUACCGCAAGAAAGGAAGGAAAGUUGAAAGUCAAAGUGUGAUGAUCACUUUGAAGGAAAUGGACAUAGUGUGGCUGCUUUUACAGCAGAGUCCCCAGUAUGCUUUGUACAGCAACGCUGGCCCUUACAUCACCUUCUCUGGUUACCUUGUGUAUCCUGACAUCUCCCCAACCAGCUACAUCACCAACCACCUGUCCCCACCAGGGCUGUCUUACCCAAACUGUCCCCCUCACGCUGACCCCUGGGCCAGAGGUCAAACCUCAGAGCAGCCACGGUCUGCCUUCUCUAUGGCACGGACAUCCACACUCAUAGGUCAGAGUAGCAGGCAGCAGUACAAGUUACCUCUGACCUUUGAUGUGGAAUAUGUUAACAUUGGGGGGCAUUUCAACAAAACCUCAGGCUUGUUCACUUGCCACUUCCCGGGUGCAUACUUCUUCUCCUUCACUGUGGGGAAACACCCCCGCAAGGCUGUUUCUGUGAAGCUGAUGACGGGGAAGGGCGAGGUGCAGGCCAUGGUGUUUGAUGAGGACACGUCGAAGAGAAGGGAGAUGCAGAGUCAGAGCUUGCUGCUGUCUCUCCGCCGGGGCGACAGUGUGUGGCUGUAUAGUCAGCAGGAUGAGCGUUAUGCCGUCUAUAGCAACCAGGGGAGGUACACCACAUUUUCUGGCUUCCUGGUUUAUCUUGAAGCAGAAACACUCACACCUCCCACCACACAGGACAGAACUCACCUCUAAAUGUCUUUACCCUUCAUGGUGUCCUGUCUAAAUAAAAUAAAGUACAAAAUUCCAGGGCUAACAUGUGUUACCAGAUUACUCCAUAAGAUGGUGCUAUGAUACAAUUGUGGACACUAACCAGCAUGCAACUUGGUUAGAUUUGUCCUAAAAGUGCAAUUAGCUGCAAGACAUCACAAAUAUGAAAACUUCUUGAUUAAGUCAUAAGUUUUUGUUUGCAGAUACAUUUACUUUUAUUUACUUUUUAAAUUCUUUGCAUUUAGAAUAUAUAUAUGUUUUACUACGGAAAAAUGGAAAAAUGGAAAAAUGUGUAAAUGAUGUAUAGUUUAUUAACAUUUACUUACUGUAAAAAUAAGAUUUAGAGUUACAUCAUGGUCAU